GCGCUUGCCCCGCGUGAGACCUAUAAAUUAAAAUCGCUCCCAAAAAAUAAAAUUUCCCAAUCUCACAGAUUUUUCCGUCACGUUCAAAAUCAAAAACCCCCCACCAAAACUUUACAUUUCUCCGCUCGAACAUUUUCAAAGUUACUCUCAAAGGUCAAAGCUGUUUUUUUUUUUCUCUCUACAAUGGCCGAUGAAAGCUUGGCUUUUCACAGAAGAGACCCUAUAAAGUCCUCAGUUGGGAAUGUUGCUGCUAAUCGAAGACGGCAAAAUGCGGUUACUGUGGGAAAAGAAAGGAGGGAAUCAUUGGUGCGGGCAAAGCGGUUAUGCAGAGUGGGGAUUAGCGGCGAUGCUGAUGCUGAUGUUUCUCUUGAUAGUGAAAUGAUGAUUGAUGAAGAACAAUCAAUUUUGGAGGCUCAAACUUCUUCGGCAGUGGAAGGGUUGAAGUCUGCUGUGGCAUACCAGGGGAAAGGUGCAAUGCAGAAGAGAGUGGGUGCCCUUCGUGAUUUAAGGCGUUUAUUGUCAAAAUCUGAAUUCCCUCCUGUUGAAGCUGCUCUUAAAGCUGGAGCAAUACCCAUACUAGUGCAGUGUCUUUCAUUUGGUUCUCAGGAUGAGCAGUUGCUUGAGGCUGCUUGGUGCCUCACAAACAUUGCAGCAGGAAAACCUGAAGAAACAGAAGCUUUAUUACCUGCAUUGCCUUUACUUAUUGCUCAUCUCGGAGAAAAGAGCUCCUUGUCUGUUGCUGAGCAGUGUGCAUGGGCAUUAGGAAAUGUUGCUGGUGAAGGAGAGAAGCUGAGAAGUGUCUUGCUAUCACAAGGGGCCUUACUACCUCUUGCAAGAAUGAUGCUGCCAAACAAGGGUUCAACCGUCAGAACAUCUGCUUGGGCAUUGUCAAAUCUAAUCAAGGGACCAGAUCCUAAAGCUGCAACAGAACUCAUCAGAAUUGAUGGAGUGCUGGAUGCGAUUGUUCGGCACUUGAAAAAAGCGGAUGAUGAGUUGGCAACUGAAGUAGCAUGGGUAGUUGUGUAUCUCUCAGCCCUUUCAAACGUCGCUACCAGUAUGCUGGUGAAAAAUGAUGUCCUUCAACUGCUUGUUGAUAGAUUGGCAACAUCAAAUAGCUUGCAAUUGCUCAUUCCGGUGCUGCGAAGUCUAGGUAAUCUUGUGGCUGGUGAUUCCCACACAAUUUAUGCUGUUCUUGUUCCUGGACAUGAUAUUACAGACAGUGUCAUAAUAGUCCUAGUAAAAUGUUUGAGGAGUGAACACCGGGUCCUGAAAAAGGAAGCAGCGUGGGUGCUUUCUAAUAUAGCUGCUAGUUCUGUUGAACACAAGCGGUUGAUUAAUUCUAGUGAGGCAGUGCCUUUGCUAUUGCGCCUUCUUUCCACAGCACCAUUUGACAUAAGAAAGGAAGUAGCAUAUGUACUGGGCAACCUAUGUGUUGCCCCCACUGAAGGUGAUGGAAAACCAAAUUUGAUCCUGGAGCACUUGGUUUCACUUGUUAGUGGAGGAUGCCUGCCUGGUUUUAUUGAUUUGGUUAGAUCUGCUGAUACCGAGGCUGCAAGAGUAGGACUUCAAUUCAUGGAGCUGGUUUUGAGAGGCAUGCCAAAUGGUGAGGGCCCAAAACUUGUUGAACGGGAGGAUGGGAUUGAUGCAAUGGAAAGAUUUCAGUUUCAUGAAAAUGAAGACUUGAGAAAUAUGGCAAAUGGUCUGGUUGAUAAGUACUUCGGGGAAGACUAUGGGCUUGAUGAGUAGGGCAAGUGACGUGGUGAUACAAGAGCGAAAAAAAGGGGCAAGCGUCUCCCAUGACUUCUGGCUAUCAUCUUCUGUCCCUGUAUGCUACACAUCCUCUGAGGAUUCUUUGCCAAUCCUCUCUCUGCAAAUUAUGAGUUGGCUUAAGAAUUUAUUGUCCAAGUGAAUAGAAUUUGGCCGGGAUAUGGGUUGGUUUAAACAUGUAAUAUAAUGUGUGUUUAUCACCAAUAAAAAAAAAAUGUAAUGGGUGUGUAGCUGUGUGGCCUCUGUUUGUCAUUGUUGUAAGGAACCUGUUGUUCUAGAUGUUAUAUUUUCACAUGUAUCUUGUAUGGGUAAAUUGUUUUGGAUUGCUGCAUUAGAGAUGAUUAUUUCAUUCUGAUAGA
Molecule: messenger RNA, 2126 nt
Organism: Quercus robur (English oak)
Lineage: Eukaryota; Viridiplantae; Streptophyta; Magnoliopsida; Fagales; Fagaceae
Product: importin subunit alpha-9
Exons: 11
Coding region: 184-1746 (520 amino acids)
Biological process (GO): NLS-bearing protein import into nucleus
Cellular component (GO): cytoplasm; nucleus
Molecular function (GO): nuclear import signal receptor activity; protein binding
Source: RefSeq, a predicted model, not a curated record